UCGGCAUGCUCGCUUCGGUUCGCAUUAAUUCGAUCCUGUAUCCGUUCGAUUCCGAAGAGACACGAUUUUGUACGAACAACGACCGUUGAACAUUCGAGGUUCGGCUGCCGGAGGGGGCUGUUCGUCUGCGAAAUUAAGGCCCGGUGCACGCGUGCGACAGUGCGUCAUGUAAUACCACGGACCAGCUGUCUGUCUCGUAUCGCAGAGUACGCGGAACGAGUGUUGCAAAGUAUAACGAAAAUACUGUCAGUGAAGUUCUGUUCUCAAGUUCUGCGUGAUCUCUAAGCCGGUUGCCCAGUGUGCGCGCUAGCUGAUUGUAUUGUUCUAUCGUUGUGCUAUGACACUCUGGAUACGAUCGUAAACGGAUUAGGUGGCAGCUGCGUGGUCACGGUACGAGGAUGAACAAUUACGAAGAUCGCAGAAGGUCGCGGACAGGUGCUUCGAAGAAGCCGAGGACUGCGUCCAUCGUCGGAAAUGACCAUGACGAGCGUGGCUGUCGCCCCGGGUAGCCUCGGUGCACCUCCAUCUAUGCUCACCCCGAAAAUGUAUCAUCUACAGCAGGGGUUAAACUCAACAUCGGCCUCACCCACACCUGGAAAGAACUACGACACGCUGAGCAAAGGGAAGAAGUCGUGGAGCGUAAGACUGGGCCUGUCGCGGCAGAGUCAGGGUACAGAUGAUCCCGGCAAAGGGUGGGGAACGAUAAGCGGCGGAAGCGGGAUUUCGCGUCAAAUGAUCUACGGGGAUCCAUGGCUCUAUGGUACAGUUCGGUCAUCGAGGCCUGGUCACGAGCCACGAGGCUUCAUGACACCCCCGCCUCCGCCACCCCCGGGAGCACCAGUAUUGGUAGUAUGUUCCUGUCCGGAAUUUCUCAGCGGGACCACCCGGAAGUUCGGCAAUUGCCGCAAGUGCGGUGGUCACCGAUUGGCUGGUGUACCUUUAGGAGGAACAUGUCGGCUACCGCCGGUUUCCUCGAGGUCGAGACCCAGUCUUGCGGGAGUCCUGAGGUCGUCGAUAGACGAUCCCUACGACCAGAUGCGACGGAAUCGUCUGGUGGAGCCGAGGACACGAGCCCGGAGUAUCUCUCCCCACCGUCCAUUGUCUCAACGCGAUUCCCGGAGCCAGAGCGUGGCACGGAACACGAAGGAGCGAAAGGGCUCGAUCGAAGGUACUUCCUCGAGAUCCGAAUGGUUCGACAAAGAGGCGGCCGCGAGCUACGAGGAAACGGGACGCAAGCAACGAGCGAACUUCACCGGUGCAUCAACGGACGAAUGGCUGGAGGAGGCGCCGCCGUUGCUCGCGGAUCCGCGGAAUCAGUCGGCCCCGACGAGCACCGGCAGGCUGGUUCGUAUUCCGAAAAAGGUCAAAGGCACGAGGAACGAUUGGUCGGAUUGCGCGCUGGUGAAAACGGCGGAAACCAGUCAGACGAAAAGCAACCACCAAGAUGACUGGAAGGAGAGGCCGUCGAGCGCCGGUGACUCGAGAAAGAGCAUCCUCGAGUGCGACGUGAAUCCGUAUCUGUUGUUGAAGAAACAAAAGGACGAGGACGACCUGAGCGACGACCUGUCGGACAACGCCCUCGAGCAAGACGACGCGAGGCCGCUGUCCAGCCUGUUCGAUUCCUCGAAAGUGAAAUCGAUCGAGAGGAUACCGAACAGAAGCGCGGUCGCGGCGAUCGGUGGCCAAAGGAUAAGGGUGUUCAACGAGCCACGAGAGAUCUCGGACGACGAGGAGGUCCCGCCGGUCACGAGGAUUCCCAUACCAAAGGUUUCACCGAAGCGACCACCGAGAAGGCUGAAGGAAGCCAAACAAACGCUGAAGAGUAUUCUGAAGCGGGGGAAGGUACUCGAGACCAGGAGGAAGAACGUCCUGUUCAACGUCGACAACGUGAUAUUCGCGCCUGAGAAGCCUUCGGAGGUGACACGAUUGUCUUGGAGCAGGAUCGGCAGGAUCGCUGGCUGCACCUCCGCCAGGGAACAACGGGGUAAUGACGAGUCGGAGGAGGAAGAGGAGGAGGACGAGGAAGAGGAAGAGGAGGAGCCAGUAACCGCGCCGAAUGAUCAGAGAGAGAAGUAUAAUUUCAUCACGAUCCCGAAUAUCAGGGACCCGAAAGUGGACAGAGUGAGACCCAAGGAAGCCAGGGUCGCGCAGGAUGUGUGCCAAAACCCCGUUAGCCCGGUUGUCGACGGGAUUAAGGUAGAUAAGCUCGUUACUUCUAUUAAUGUCGAGCGUGUCUUUAAGAAGAAGGAGAACGAGGUGCAGAGGCAAUCGGAGGACAUCGUUCCGCGAAACUUCGCCGAUCAGACCGUUCACUCGCCGAAACGCGAGAACACGAGGGAAGAUAACGAGGAGAGGAAGAGGAUAGAGGAAGUGAACGAGAUCAGGAUGGAGGAAAAUACCGAACUGCAGAUCGAGAUCGAGGAACGGAAGGAUCGUAUUCCAAGCAUCGCUGUGGACGAGAAGGACUUGAUAUUGAAAUCUGAGGAAAACUCGAAGCGAUCAUCCCUGUCGCGCAGUCAAAGCGAACGAUCGUUCAACAGGCCAGAGGUAUCAGCCGGCGAUGUUCUUUUCAUGGACACCAUGCGUCUCAGCCUUUGCAGAAAGGUCAAAGAACCAUCACCUUCCUUAGAUACGAACGAGCAACCGAUUCGACGCGAGGAAUCCGUCGAACCCACGAAAGAAACGACGAAAAGUCCCGAGUUGGAGAAAGAGACUGACCCGUUAAAAGUGGAAUGUCAGCCGGAAUUAUCAAACGCGCAGGAGAUCGAAGAAUUCCCAGCUGAAAGGAUAGCCAAACCAGAAAUGGAGCCUUCUACAGAUGUUCAGAGCCACUAUGAAGGAAACGGCGACCAUUUCCGUGGGAUGAGACCGACCAGUUGGUCCCCGCCGCCUGGCAAACAGAAGCAUCGUUACAAGAUCAACAGUUCCACGGUGAAGGCUAAAAUCGUGGAUCACAGCGAAUCGGAACGCAGCAGUCCGCUGCUGAAAACCACUUGGAGCACGUCGAAUUCCUACGGAUCCUCGAAGGUCGAAAUCGGAUCGACGACCGCGGACAGCAACGUGUAUAAAAUCACGGUCAGUCCGCGAGCAUCUCCUCUCGUCCACCGAUUGCAGAUAGGUCCAGGUACUAAUGGAUCGAGGAGGACGUCGAUCUUGAUCAACGGUGACACGACGCCCACCGCUGAGACAUCGCCCGACAACAAGGUGACCAUCAGCGUCGGUGGAGAAGACAGCGUCUACAAUCCCACGGUGAUCUCCGUGAACUCGGAGAAUCCGCCUCGAAUAAAGAGUUCCAGCGAGAAUCGCACGCUCGUGAUCCUCGACAACUACAAGUCCAACAUCGUGAUCGAGACCGGCAAGGAAGGCGCCAAAGAGAAACCGAAGUCGAAGCAAACGAAGACGAACGAAUCGGAACCCGUGGAAGAGACGGAGCAGUCUCCUAGGAACAGCGAAGCAUCCACGGGAGAUAAAACGACGUCGAGUACUGCAGAUACAAGCAUAGACACCGACGAUAAGCAAACGAAACCGAGUGCCGAGAGCAAGCCUUCCGUCACGGAGAAGGCCUCGAAGCUUUACGUAAGCAACGAUCAAACGCGAAACGAGCAAACGGAUCAUCAGAAGGACGAGAAUUCGUCGAAUCUGCCGAACCUGUCCAAGGAGGCGUUGAUCUCGAAGCUGCUCGAGGAUUCCUUGAGAAAAGCCAGAGAGAAUAGCGGCGAGGCUAUUUUGCAGAUACUGAAGCAGAGCUUGCUGAAGAGCAAAGAGUACGAGAGCUCGGAAUCCACUCUCGAGGCCAAUUACUCGAGAGCGUCCAGCUUAAAUUCGGAUGGUGACUUCAUCUCGACGAAUCUUUUCCUCGAGGAGAAUCCUUACGAAGUGAUCAAAGAGCCCAUCUACGAGGAGAUUCCCGAUGAACCUCCACCUCUGCCGCUCAGUCCGCCGCCCACGGAGGAUUACAUAAAGGACAGGAUAUAUUUCGGCGACAUAGACUACUACAGAAAGAGCAACUCCGAUCAGUUCCUUGGCACUUAUCUCACGGAUAAUGUGUUCAAAAAAUCCAACACCGUGGACCUCGCCGAGACCUACUUGUCCAAGAGUCCCGAAGACUUCUUCAAGAAAAUGUCCACGUCGCCGGACGACGAGAAUAUCUCGAGUAAAUUCGAGCUGCUCAACUUCCUCAUGGACUCGAAAGAUCGAGCGAUAUCCAUCGAAGAGGAGGACGACGACGAGGUCGAGGACGAAGAGGACACGGAGGGAGAUCUGGAAGCGCUGUACGAGCAAAAGGAGACCAGCCUCGGCGAUCUCAGCUCGAAAAGCUCGCAAAUAUCCAACGUUUCCGAUAGCAGCGAGGAAUGCAAUAUUAUACUAACCAGCUCAUCGGAAACAUCAAAAGUAAGGGCCGUAGAUAUAGAAAGAACUGAUAGUGGAGUGGGAUCAGAAAGCAGUCAAGCCAGCAGCACUCGGGGCGUGCCGAGACGUUGGAGAGCAGGAAAUGUCUCUUCGGGACCAGGAAGUCUCCUCAGUGGAAUCCCACAAGUGAUUUCCGGUGAUUCAAAGCACUGCGAGGACUGCGAGCAACGUUUGGAUCCUCUAAUAACGGACAGCGGUGUAGUGUACGCGCCAUUCGUGUGCAGAAAAUGCUCGAAGAAGAGGGUAGAGCGGAAAGAAAUUAUCACGGAAAUUGUGGAGACUGAACAAAAAUACGGGAGAGAUCUACAAAUUGUUCUGGAAGAAUUCCACAGACCUAUGCUAAGGGCUGGACUACUCACAUCCGAACAACUUACAGCGAUUUUUCUCAAUGUGGAAGAACUUCUCGAGCACAACCUGGUGCUCGCGGAGAAACUGAAAGAUGCCGUGGAAUUUGCUCAGGAAUCCGGGGACGAGGAUCUCUUAACGGUGGAUGUUGGAAAGAUCUUCCUGGAGUCUGAGCGGAUGUUGCAUGCAUUCGAAAGCUAUUGUACCCGUCAAGGAAGCGCAAGCUUGUUGUUGCAGAAUUUGGAGAAGGAGAAAGAACUGCUGCGAAUUUUUCUAAAAGUUUCACAAAUGGAAAACACCGUUUUGCGUAGGAUGAACUUGAAUUCCUUCCUAAUGGUUCCCGUUCAAAGAGUGACGAAAUAUCCUCUUCUGCUGGCUCGAUUACUGGAAGCUACGCCUUCUGUACGACCAGAUAUUCAAGAAGCAAAGGAGAGACUAAAACAGGCUCAGACUAAUAUAGAAUUACAUUUGGAACAUAUGAACGCUGAAGCAAAGGAUGUGACAUCGACGAAGCUUUGGAGAAGAAUUUCAAUUAUUCAGAAUGGUAGACGACCCAUCGGUGAACAGGAUAUGGUGAAUAUAAAAUUGAGAAAGAUGGCCGUAGAAGUACUAGAAUGGGCACACGAAGAAGCAAAAUUCGUGUUAGAAGGACGUCUCUUAGUUGCUCAGCCAACGGAUAAUAAUUGGAGACGCGGACGUACCGUUAAGCUUGCCCCUGUGACUGCCAUGUUGGUUACCAAUGGCAAGCCAAAUGCAGAGGACCUGGAAUUUAACGACGAUUCUCUGUUUCCAAGACAUAUUGGUAUUAAGGAAGCUACUUUACUGUUGGUUAAAGAAAAACUUGGACGUUAUUCUUUAUUGCGCGAACCGUUGUAUCUAGAUAAGUGUAUAGUAUGUUGUGAAACAGACCUUGAAGAUUAUUUUGAAAUUCAAGAGUUGUCCUCGAAGGAAACUUUUAUAUUUAAGGCCGAAGAUGGCGCCAGAACAAAGAGAUGGUGUAGAACACUACAAGUUCAUGCACAAUCCCUCGGUGCAUGGCGUAAACGUCGCGGAGCAUUGCCAAAUAUCAUGAUAUGCGGUGUCGCAAGAAAUUGAUGAAAACACGACACGAUUAGAUAUAAAAAUAGAAUCCAAAUUUACAACUAUUAUUUAAAGGUGAUUAUGAUUCCUAAAUGCACACGAAUGACCAUUCGUGAAAUCGAUUAAACUGGCGUAUAAUCUCCAGAUGAAUUAGUAGUGAUUUUUCACUACUAAUCUACUUUAUCAGGAGAAUGUAUGUGUUGAACCAAAGGAUUUCCUCUGCUCAUUGAUGGAACAUGUCAAUGAGUAAUAAGAAAAUCUAGUUCUUGCCGUGCGCAAAUUAUUUUGCGUUCGGUUACAGUACGUUGCAGAAACUUCAGUUUCCUACGUCGCUGUAGUCAACACGUUGUACAACAUUAUAUCGCGUUACAAACACUUCCUUUCUUUUCUCCUGAAUACUUCAACUACGCAUGUAUACCGGAUGAGUAAUUACCCAUAAGCAUUAUUUAAUAAUUGCGUUGAAAUUGAAAGAGCAGAGAGUAGCUGUGAUACUGACCGGUGUAUUGGGUAUUUCCAUCAAAUUAUAUCAAAUACCGUGGUACGAAUCUGAGCUUUUAUUCUUGUAGACUUCAUGAAUGACAUUUAACUUUCGCGAAAAUAAAUCGAUAAUAAUGUACAUAAUAUUAAAAUGAGGUAAUAGGGUUGUUAUACUUUGUACCUACGAUUUAUGAGAACCAAGAAACUGCCAAAUGUUUCAUAAAACCAGGCUUGAUAAUGAUUUAUAAAUUAAUUAAUCUACUAUAUUCCAUAACUAUCCAUUGAAUAAUAAUUAACAGUAUUUUAUGUCG
Eufriesea mexicana is the source of this 6623-nucleotide messenger RNA. RefSeq names its product Rho guanine nucleotide exchange factor at 64C (gene RhoGEF64C). The transcript has 14 exons. The record is from RefSeq and is a predicted model, not a curated record. Bases 475 to 5850 code for a protein of 1791 amino acids. Gene Ontology annotation, molecular function: guanyl-nucleotide exchange factor activity. Gene Ontology annotation, biological process: positive regulation of Rho protein signal transduction. NCBI's taxonomy places the organism in Eukaryota, Metazoa, Arthropoda, Insecta, Hymenoptera, Apidae.